GGAGCAUACUGGACUGCUGGUUGCUUUUUGUUUUCACAAAGUCCAGCAUAUAACUGCAACCAGUUCUCCUCCUCCCGGCCAAUCAUUGCUCUAGUCUGUUCUGACCAUCUUUCGGCAUGUCUUCGACAGAUGCGUCUCCUAUCGAGGAGACUGGCGUCAUCAUCUGCGGUGGAGGCCCAACGGGCACUGUGCUUUCAGUGCUUCUCGGUCUCAUGAACAUUCCGAAUAUUGUCCUAGAGCGGGAGAAGGAAAUCACAACCGACCCGAGAGGCAUUGCGCUCGAUGAAGAUGGUAUUCGCAUAUUACAAUCCAUCGGGAUAUACGAUCGGAUAUAUUCCGAGAUCGGCACAUGCAUGGAGAAAUUCAACUUUGUCACGGGUUCUGGAACGGAUCCGAGAAAGAAGCCAUUACUAUCGAUGCAGUAUAGGACGACAGAAGGCGGGACGGGCCAUGUCGGCUUCAUCUGCCACAAACAGCCGGCCAUGGAGAAGGCCAUCAGAGACCAGAUUGAGAAGACGCCAGCCUCCGAGAUAAGGACAGAGUCUACAGUCACAGGUGUUAGUGAGGACCAAGACUAUGCACACGUCGACUACAUCGAUGCAAACGGAACAAAUCAUCGUAUCAAAGCCCGGUUCCUGGUCGGGGCUGACGGAAAGACUGGCUACGUCCGGAAAAUGUACCUCGAACCGAAAGGAAUUGUUAUGGCCAAGUCUGAGAUGACAAGUUACGAGGAGACGUGGGUUGCCUUGAACUGGCAGAUCACGCUGCCGGACGAGAAGUCACACCCAGACUUUCCGCUCUGGCAACUCGGCUACACUCCAACGGAGGUGUACGACCUAUUCUUCCCCAAAGACUUCCGCUUUUUGUGUAACUCAAAGCGACCGUCAGUUUGCGGACGGUUCGGCCUGCCCGCAGAUCGGUUAUGGCGAUUCGAAUUUGUAGUUCAGAAGGGCGAAGACGGCAACCGAAUGGCCAGUCCUGAGGAAACACGCAAAAUCAUCUAUCCGUACAUCACGCACCCUGGGAGUCGCUAUGGUCUUGCACAGCCUGUGAGAUAUCCCGAGGACUGCAUCAAGACUUUACGGUCGCGUCCUUUUUCCUUUGUCGCUAGAAGUUGCAACAAGUGGGCCCUGGGCAGAGUCAUCUUAGCAGGUGAUGCUGCCCACGUCUUCCCUCCGUUCGGCGGGCAGGGCAUUGCCUCGGGCUUUCGAGACGCCUCAGCCUUGGCAUGGAGACUUGCUCUCCUGCAUCGCAACCCGGGGGCGGACCACGAGAAGAUCCUCGCUGCCUGGUAUACGGAACGCAAGCAACAACUCGACAGAUCGCUCGCCGCCACUGUCCGGAAUGGCGAAUAUGUCACCGAGUCCGAUCCGUUCAAGGUCUUCGUCCGGGAAUGGUACAUGUGGGCAAUUCAGUUGGUUCCGAGCUACCGAAAAGAGAUCGAACUCGGAGCUCGAGCAGCGGGCAUGACGAAAUAUCAACACAAGGACGGUCUACCCUUCAUUCCGCAGAUGGAGGGCGGCCGCCUUCUUCCACAAGUCUAUGCGUACAACUUCAAGACUCGGAAAAUCUGCUUCACAGACGACCUGAUUUUUGCACCAGAGAAGGUGGGAUUAUUUCAACUUCUCAUACUCCCGGAGAACGUCGAAGAUGUCGAUAAGCUCAUGAAGGAUAUCGACGAGGUUGACCGUAUUUCGAACAACUUGAUUCAAUCCAAUGAAGCCACAAUUCUCAUCCAGUCGACCGAACCCACUACAGAAGCAGCAGCUCUGGCCCGGCAAGACCUGGCACGCCUUGCCACUGGACAAGAAUUCGCUGCCGAUCCAGUGUUGUGCAAUAAUCGUCCCGAACCCAUCGGCUAUGAUGAACGACGGCUCCAGAGGGAAGUCAAGGGCAAGAAAUAUGUGAUACUCAGACAGGAUCGCUUUGUCUUUGCAGCAUGCAAUACGACUGCCGAGUUGAGGCAGGCCGCAAGCCAACUCGGCAGCAUCCUAUCUCUGGCUGGAUGAAUAGCCAACUACCGGCUAGUGAGGCCAUGCGUUGUCCUGCUGGGUCCUUGUGUCUCACGCUUUGAGUGUAUGAGUGAACCCCGGUACCGCCGCGGCCCAUCUUGAUUCGAGUAUUGUCCUGGAAAGCAUAGCAUGGAACCUGUCGUACCAAUCUCUGGUGGUAGUUGUGGGACGUUUGCGAUCUGGUAGGAUUAGAGUCUGCUGAGGCUUUAUCGGAUAAUGAAUCAAGAUGCACGUCACUAACUUACUGCAUUUGGCACACAAGGAGCCGAGACUUAAGACUUACCUAUCUAUCGUGCAU
This is a messenger RNA of Exophiala xenobiotica, 2310 nucleotides long. RefSeq lists its product as uncharacterized. NCBI's taxonomy places the organism in Eukaryota, Fungi, Ascomycota, Eurotiomycetes, Chaetothyriales, Herpotrichiellaceae. Gene Ontology annotation, molecular function: FAD binding. The transcript is spliced from 4 exons. Bases 117 to 2009 code for a protein of 630 amino acids. The record is from RefSeq and is a predicted model, not a curated record.